GGCUGCAGCGGCGUCUUCGGUUCUUUAUUUCUCACAGGUAUCUCACUCCCUUCAUCGCCACAGCAAGUCACCUGGAUUUUAAGAAACAAAACAAAAAAAACAAAGAAAAGAAAGAAAAAAAAACACUCUUUUCCGACGUGCACUCCACCCGAUGUGAAUAAAUCAAGAGGGGAAAGGAGAGCAGAUAAAACAGAAGAGAAAUGGGAGCGUUCAGGGUGCUGCUGGGGAGUUUACAUUACAUGGGACUCUACAUGCAACUUAGUGUCUGCACAAGGCAAGCUGGACACGGCGAGAUAGAGAACCACAUCUCUGGGAACGCCAUGUUCACUGAGGUGCCUCAUGAUAUGACGGCUCAGAGAGGUCAGGAUGUGGAGAUGGCUUGCUCCUUCAGAGGGGCUGGGACGCCCUCGUAUUCACUGGAGAUCCAGUGGUGGUACAUCAGGAACCAUCUUGACUGGACAGACAGACAGCCUUGGACAACCAAUGAAGUGGCUCCUGAGGAGGAUAUGCCAAAAGAUGCUACAAAGAUAAGUGUUGUGAAGGUCGUAGGAAGCAACAUCUCCCACAAACUCCGCCUAUCCCGGGUCAAGCCAUCUGACGAAGGCACCUACGAGUGCCGCGUUAUCGACUUCAGCGAUGACGCAGGCGCCCGCCACCACCGCGUCAGAGCCUACCUACAGGUGGUGCCGGAGAGCGACGUCAUCAACAGCAACCACAACGACAACUUCGAGUCCCUGGACGACACCAAGGGAGGAGUGGCAUUCGCUGAUGGGGAGGACACGGAGUCUCAUGGUGGCACCAAAGAGCACGCUCAUGGCCAUCACCAGAAUCACGGGCACCACCAGGAGCACGGGAAGCGGCCUUCGUCGCCAUCCCACCACGGCCACAGCCACAGCGGCAGCAGUCAGCAGCACAAGGCGGGCAGGGAGCUGAGGAAGAGGGACGUGGACAGUAACCAAGGCCACAAUGACUGCACCAACGAGCCAAGCUGUACGCUGUAG
Messenger RNA from Morone saxatilis (striped sea-bass), 1001 nucleotides. Its product is annotated as V-set and transmembrane domain-containing protein 2-like protein. NCBI's taxonomy places the organism in Eukaryota, Metazoa, Chordata, Actinopteri, Moronidae. The record is from RefSeq and is a predicted model, not a curated record. The coding region runs from base 201 to 1001 and encodes 266 amino acids. The transcript is spliced from 4 exons.